This is a messenger RNA of Pocillopora meandrina, 1430 nucleotides long. Lineage: Eukaryota; Metazoa; Cnidaria; Anthozoa; Scleractinia; Pocilloporidae. The record is from the annotation of a GenBank genome assembly.
UCAGAUGUGAAGCCCUCAAAUAUUUUAGUAAACUGCCGCAGUGAAAUCAAGCUCUGUGACUUUGGAGUCAGUGGACAGUUAAUUGACUCAAUGGCAAAUUCUUUUGUUGGCACACGAUCUUACAUGUUGGUAAGGAGAAUAUGUUGAUAAGUUAAGUAAGUGAAUGGUAGUUUUGGUAUUAUGUACUAAAAGAAAUUACAUGUUUCUAACCUUUAUACCUCCUUGGAAUGACCAAUGAGUAAUUUCUCCUUACCAUAUCAAUAGCAUUUCAACCAAAGAGGUGACAAGGAGAGAGAAAAUAUCAUCUGGGGAUAUUGUUUGAUUCAAGGCUAAAUUCUCAUAGCUAGAAUUAUGAUAAGUGUAUAGCACACUGUUAGGUGAAUUGACAGUGAGAUUUUGGGAGUGAAAGGGUUAAAAUGUAACAGUUAAAAUCCAACAUGGAAGCUAAGAAAACAAGAAAACAAUCCAUAGACAAGUUAAACUGAGGUGGAAAAUGCAUGAUAAGGAAGGCUUAAAGAUGUUUCUGAUACUUAAAAGGAGAUACAUGGUACAUGUAUGUCAUUCAUAGUUUGAGUAAGUUCUGUAACCUAGAAAAUUUCCUUUUAAUCAAAUAAACCUUAGAGAUUAUUUUGUCCAAGUACAUGAACUCUGAAAAGUAAGAAUAAGCCAUGAAAAGAGAACUUAAGAUACAGAAGAUUCACCUUAUUUGCAAUUAAUCUUUGACAUUUUAAAUUCUCAGCCUGAAAGACUUCAAGGAGCUAACUACACAGUUCAAUCUGACAUUUGGAGUUUUGGAUUAUCAUUGAUUGAGAUGGCAAUUGGAAGGUAUCCAAUUCCACCACCUGAAGAAAACCAAAAAAGCACAAGUCCAUCACAUCUAAAGAGAAUACCUCCAGGAACAAGGCCACCUAGUGGUGUGAGCAAUGAUGCAAGGCCAAUGGCGAUAUUUGAAUUACUGGACUAUAUUGUGAAUGAGGUGAUGCCAAAAGUCUUAAUAGUAAACUGAUGAAAGUCGUGUGAAUCAAUUUUUAAGGAAUUUAUCUUGCAAGUUAGUUUGUACUCUUUUUAUUUGCAUAAAAUUUGUGUAAACAGAGUAAGCAAGUUGAAUUGCUUUUCUUCCCUCCAUUGUUCUGACUAACCAAAUGUUUGAGUAACAUAUUGGUUGAUCAGUUUGAUCUCCUAAUAAUAUCUUUGGAGAAGGGUGCAUUUCUGUGUUGAUGUAAAGUUUGCCGCAAGUUCAGGAUUGCUGCAUUGUGUAAUCAUCUCCUUUACUGCUGGGAAAAUCUUUGUAGAAACUAUGAUAUAUUAGAAGAAUGGUAUAUUAUUGUCACUGAAGUUAUACAUUUUUGUUCUUUACUGGAUAGCCUCCUCCCCAGCUACCACCAGAGCAAUUUUCAGAAGAGUUUUGUGAGUUUGUCAACAAAUGGUAG